Messenger RNA from Mycena indigotica, 849 nucleotides. RefSeq lists its product as uncharacterized. The transcript has 6 exons. Bases 1 to 849 code for a protein of 282 amino acids. The record is from RefSeq and is a predicted model, not a curated record. Lineage: Eukaryota; Fungi; Basidiomycota; Agaricomycetes; Agaricales; Mycenaceae. Gene Ontology annotation, molecular function: protein binding.
AUGCCACUUAAACUCGACAACCCGUGGUCUUCCACCACUUUCUUCAGUCCGACACCGAUGGCCGCCUCUUCGAAAACUAGUCUUCAGGUCGUCACAAACCAUCCACGCUAUCAGCUUUUGGGCGGAGACUUGCAUAUCAUCAUUGAAAACAUCGAUUUUUGUGUCCAUCGUUACUUCUUCGAUCGCGAAUCUCCUAGAUUCCGUAGCAUGUUGGCAGGGUCGCCUUCUCCUGGAAAGCCACAAGAGCCUGUUAACAUGCUACGGCUUACAGAAGUCAGUGCUAAGCACUUUGAGAAGUUUUUAAUGGUGUUCUACAACCCUCUUUAUACACUGUAUCCCGACACUACAGCCGACGACUGGGCUGUCAUAUUGCACCUUGCGUAUGACUGGGAGUUUGAUCAAGUCACCGAUCUGGCCAUCCGGGAGCUAGAGAAGCUGGAAAUGAAAAGCGUGGACCGCAUUGCCCUCUAUCAGAAACAUGGGUUGAAGCUUGAUGCACCAGUUCUUGUAGGGCAUUACGUCUCGCUUUGUGCGCGUGGCUACCCCCUGGACCUUGCGGAGUCCCAGAAAUUGCCUCUCGAUACAGUCGUAUUGGUGAAUCAGGUUAUGCAUGCGUUACCUAAGACACGGUUAGGCGACGUGGCCUCGUCCAAAGCUAUCAACGCGGACCUCAUCGCUAAAAUCGUCAACGAGGUAACAGGGACUACGGACAAACAGGCCAGCGAGAAUUUGGGUACAUCGGGAGACUCCUCAAAAUCUCCCACUCCAGCCCUCAAUGGCAAACGGAUUCCUAGCCUAUUCGGGGAAUCGGAGGCCAACGGGGUCAAGUCACGAUCCAACAGGAUUUAG